AUGGCCGAACUCAACGAAAAUGAACCGUUCCACUGGGAUGUCGAGCGGGUGGUCAAAGAGCUAUGCACCCCGGAGCGUACAUGGGAUGCGCCUGCUCCGCAUAAGCUGCCCGACCCUGAACGCCUUGCAUUUAAGCUGCGCGAACUCGACAUCGAUGGAGAGACACUCUUGAUGUACCCAGACGAAUACGGUUGGCCCACGUUUUGGGAAAUGCUAGGCAUAAAAAAGCUUGCCCACCAUUUAUCCAUCGGAAAAGCCAUCAAACAGUUUAGGGAGACCAGUACUCUUUACUAUCGACAAAAGAGGGAUAUCGACCUUCCGAAAGGUCUGCUGAGUACGACUCCGGCCAUCAAGCCGGAUCCUCUGGAUCCCUCUGAGCCGACACCUCCUCUUGUCGAUAAUUCCAUCCCAGAGCCAACUGCCGCGGCGAUCGAUGGCCCGGUCUCUGAGCCAAGUCCUGCGGGAGUCGGCAAUGCAGCUACGGAUGCAAGUCCUGCUAUAGUCAACAACACAGCUGUGGAAGCGAACUCUUCACCAGAAUCACCAGAGAAGCGCGGUUUAGGCAACGGCCUUCGGCAAGAUACCGAGGAGGCCUCCAGGGACCCGGAGCGCCCUCUUAAAAAGAGGAGGAUUGCUCCCACCAUUGUAUCGACAGUUGCCCCAGCUCAAGCGAGGUCAUUUAUCCCCACAGAAGGUGACAUCACCUUUCUUUCCGAUGCCAAUUUUGAUCGGUUUUUGGACGUCGAGGAUUCAAAAUUCAGUUAUCUUGGGUCUUCCGCCUUGCGCUCCGAGGACAUUGCAAGCCUCCCGUACAACUUUGAGUCUGAUGACGACGGCGACGACAAGGAGGCUAGUGAGGAGUUCACUUGGGUCAGGUCUGGUGCGGUACCACCAGCGCGUGCCCUACAAGUGGCUCGGGUGAUGAGAAAAUUCUUCCGUAAACGCAGCCCUUUUGUGAAUGAGGAUGAGGAGGUCGUCUUGGACUUUGGAGAGGACGAUGACGGCAUGUCGGUGGAUUCAGAAACAUACCGAGAGUAUGAACAGGAGGAGCAAGAACGGAAAGCUCACCAAAGCAUGCACGGGUCUCCACGGCUCAGUAAAGUGCAGGCUGAGGAGGCCAUAGAGGAUGCUAUCCAGAGACUGGAAGUCAGUUGGGAAACGAUCAAGAAGCCCAAAUUCGAAAGACGGGCCUGGAAGAUAUGGCAAGACGCCCGGCGAAACCGUACCCGUCUAAGCCUCAUCACCUUCGCGAAAAACCAGCUCAGAAGCCUCGAACCGCCCAAGCCUUCGACGCUUCCCAGACUAAAGCCGGAACCCAAGAAAGAGAGAGAGACACUUGCAAGCGACGAAGAACUCUUAACGAGCGAUUCUGAAGAAGAAGACCAGUUUAUCGAGGAUGAUCUUUCGUCAGUAGAUCACAUGAUCAUUGACCCAAAGGAAACUAUUCCAUCUACCCGACCUAGCACGCCUGUCCGCCCCUUGAACCCAUCGACAGAAACAAACCACAUACCGGAAGAAGAAGAAAAUACCAUUGCUCAACCCUCUACGGUUGAUGACGAGACAGGGGCAGUGAAUAAGGUUGAACCAACAACACCUCAACGCAUAAUUCAUACAAUCCCAGCAGAACCUAUCGAAAUCUUGUCCUCACCAUCCGACGUGGACCAGCUUGCCAAUCUUCCUCCUCUCACUGAUACAUGGAAAGAGCAUAUCCAACCACUCAUUGACCGAGCCGCUACCGGGAUCUCUAGGAUCGAUGUCGACCCGGACUCGAUCAGCCUCAUUCUGGCCCUUUUGUUUCUCACAUAUUCUGACUUUAGCGAAGGACGACUCAAGAUUAGAUCGACUACCCUUCGUUGCGUUACCUGCCAAAAGCUCAACCGGGAAUAUUUGCGGUUUGGAGAGUUUUUCGAAUUUUUGCAGAAUUGCAUUCGCUAUUUUCGAUCCGAGCCCAAGUCACCCACUCCAAUGGAGAUGACCUCCGCUGAAUCCCCGGAGGCAACUCAAGAUAUACCUAUGGAUAUCACAAGCGAGUCUGAGCAUAUGGAUACAGACUUGGAGGAGCUGUCCUCCCAGUUCCCUCUGUCAUCUGCGAAGAAAGGCCGACGACCCAAACAUGACGAAAAGGCCAAAAAGCUCCGAGUCGAUUCCAAGGCAUUGUUGAAACAAAUGGACGAACGCCGUAAACUAUUGCGGGCUAAACUUGCCGAAACUGGAUCAGUACCGAGUGACAAGUCACGUCUCAUCAUCAACGAAACCAAAGAAUCCGACGACCUUCCUUUGAUCUACGUUCAUGAGGAGAUUGGAGGGAGAAUUAAGGACCAUCAAAUAGACGGUGUCCGCUUCAUGUGGGACCAGAUCGUGGUUGAUUCAAACUCACGCCAGGGGUGCUUACUUGCCCACACCAUGGGUUUAGGCAAGACGAUGCAAGUUAUCACCUUGCUGGUUGCCAUUGCUGAGGCAUCCCAAUCCGACGACCCUCGGGUAGUUGCCCAGAUCCCCAAGGACCUUCGGGUUGGUAGACCCUUGAUUCUCUGCCCUUCUGGUUUGGUUGAAAAUUGGAUCGACGAAAUCUGUAAAUGGGCGCCAAAAGACAUCUUGGGGAAUAUCACCAAGAUCGAUGCGGCGACGGUGCCACCCAGCGAGCGGGUUCUGCUCAUCAAAGGAUGGGCGCGGUCUCGAGGCGUACUAGUCAUGGGCUACGAAUUGUUCAGGUCUCUAGUCUCAGGAAAGGAAGACAACGUGGCUGAACUGCUACACAGUUCUCCAUCGAUUGUGAUCUGCGACGAGGCUCAUCGGUUCAAGAAUAAGACUUCCAAGUUGUACGCCGUAGUCCAAGACUUCCACACCAUGAGCCGUAUUGCCACGACGGGAUCACCUCUGACCAGGAACGCCAUUGUCGCGCCGAAGGUGAACAGGAAGGACAUUCAAGUCCUGGUUGACGAGCUUCCGCAGAAAAGGGAGUUCAUCCUCACAAUUCAAAUGACCAAGGUCCAGCGAGAUGCUUACCGAGAAUAUCUGGAGACUGCACAGCGGAACAAGGGAAAUGACCUUUAUCGCACCGCCUGCGUUUGGGGUCUCAUCGCCUCUUUAAAGCUGCUCUUGGCGCAUCCAAAAAUCUUCAAAAGCAAGAUGGAGGAACGCUUAAACCCAGACAGUGAUGAGAAUGAUGAACCACUGGAUUUGUCGCGGGACACGCUAAGGAAUGUUCUCGCCAAGGUGUCGAUCAGGGGCAUCGACGACAUUGUGCAUUCUACCAAAGUCACUGUGCUCUUGCAAAUCCUUAAGGAGUGCAAACAGAUCGGCGACAAGGUACUCGUCUUUUCUCAAAGCAUCCCAACCUUGAACUUUCUGCAGGAUCUGUUCAAGCAGAAGAAGAUCAAUUACAAAAGAUUAGAUGGAAAGACACCGGUCAGUCAACGCCAGGCUGCUGUCAAGGAGUUCAAUGCAGUUGACUCACUCGAUGUCUAUCUGAUUUCUACCAGGGCUGGUGGUGUCGGUCUCAACAUUCCUGGGGCCAAUCGCGUAGUCCUCUUUGACUUUGGCUUCACUCCCGCGGAAGAGCAGCAGGCUGUCGGUAGAGCAUAUCGGAUUGGCCAAGAGAAGAAGGUAUUUGUUUAUCAUCUUAAGGUCGGUGGUACCUACGAGACCGCCAUUCACAAUCUGGCAAUCUUCAAGAGGCAGUUAUCGGAGCGGGUUGUGGAUAAGAAGAAGCCAAUCCCCUCUUCAACCAGGAUGAGAGAGUACUUCAUUACACCCCCUGAGAACCUGGAGCAAAAGGAUCUGUCAGCUGUGAAGGGCCUUGAUCCAGAAGUCUUGGAUAAGGUCCUUGCAUCCGCCGAGUGCAGCAGUAUCAUCCGCGAAAUCGAUUCAACCGAGACUUUCGAAAGGGAGGAAGUGUAUGAGUUCACUGCAGAGCAACACCGAGAGUUGAACAAGCAGAUUGAGCUGGAAGAGCUUCGAAUCAACAACCCUGAGGAGUACAAGCGGCAGAUGUCAACAGGCUCGGGAUUUGCGCUGCCAUCUCUUCCACCAAAUCUUGGUACGCCAAUAUCUACGGGCGGUGAAGACAAACAUAACCCAGCAACACCUGGCUCAGCUCCUAGUAUCCCCCUCUCUGCUGCGAACAACAUUUCUGCAAGCACCCAAGCGGGAGCACCAAUUCCACGAGUAGCUUCAACUGCCAUAGCGAGCCAAACAGUUGCGUCGUCACCAAGCCCGGCUAACGGUCAAGUGGCCGCAUUGAAUCCCAUUCUCGGAACCAAUACGCACUACAAGGUGGCCGAAGCUCCAAGAAAGCCCGCUACCCUCAAAGCGCCGGAAAUCAUCCCCAAACCAAGGAAACCGGAGGAUACUACCCCAAAGCUUCUCGAAGCUCUUGGCGAAGUGCACAGAAAGCUUCGGGAUGACGGUUAUGACAUGUCCGUCCAUCCGCAAGAUCUGGUUAUGCAGAUCAAUUCGGAAUGUGAUCGCCAGGAUAUGGCCGCAGGAACGCUCCCUAGAAUGGAUAAACUGCGAAGCUUGUGCAAAGCGGUCACAGAAAGUACCAGGUUUGGAGAGGCUUUGCUCGCAGGAUACCUCACGCCUAAUGAGGUAGUAGCUAUGGGCAUGGCUCAGAUGAAGGCCAAGAUCGCCGAGUUUCAAACCAUGACAGACGACUGCUUUAAGCAAGAGUUGUGG
Neurospora tetrasperma FGSC 2508 is the source of this 4677-nucleotide messenger RNA. RefSeq lists its product as uncharacterized. Gene Ontology annotation, molecular function: ATP binding; ATP-dependent chromatin remodeler activity; ATP hydrolysis activity. The annotation marks the transcript as partial. NCBI's taxonomy places the organism in Eukaryota, Fungi, Ascomycota, Sordariomycetes, Sordariales, Sordariaceae. Gene Ontology annotation, cellular component: nucleus. The transcript has 8 exons. The record is from RefSeq and is a predicted model, not a curated record.